AUGCUCAACGGCUGGGAUAUGAGCACCGAUCUCGAUGCUUUCAGAGAGAUGAUGGCACAACUUAGGCAGUUCCAGCCCAAACCCGACCCAGAAACGCUCUCAUAUCAGAUGCAAGACUUCAAGAUACCUCUCCGAGACGGCUUUGAAGUCAAUGCACGAUCAUACACACCAAACCACUGGACACCUUCCGACGGGCGCCCUGGGCUGAUCGUAUUUCAUGGCGGCGGCUUCGUCACAGGUGAUCUCGAAACUGAGGCAGGGCUAUGUGCUCAGUUUACGAAGCUUGGGGGUAUUGCUCUCAACAUUGACUACCGUCAUGCCCCUGAGCAUGUCUUCCCUCAAGCCAUCAACGAUGCUUUUGAUGCAACCGUUUGGGCAUCUCAGAAUGCAGACAAGUUCGGGAUCAACCCAUCCAAGGGCUUCAUCAUUGGAGGUACCAGCUCAGGCGCCGACAUAUCUCUGGUUGUUUCGCACUUGUACCACGACGCCGAGAUUGAACCUCUCCUGACUGGCGUCUACGCACCGAUCACCUCUGGAGUCAAUGAUCAGACCGUUCCCGAGAAAUACAAGGACCACUUCAUUAGCUGGGAGCAGUGCGCCAAGGCUCCUGUGUUUAGCAGCGAGUCGAUGAAUUUUGUUCACUCCAAGUACAAACCCGACAUGAAGAGCCCUCUGGCGUUUCCUGUCGCCUUUCCCAGCCAUGCGGGGCUUCCCAAGACUUACUUCCAGGCCUGUGGGAUGGAUCCUGUACGAGACUGCAGCAUUAUUCUUGAGCAGGUCUACAAGGACGAAGGAGUUCCUACCAAGAUUGACAUCUAUCCUGGUCUGCCUCAUGCAUUCUGGGCUAUGUUUCCUGAACUUGAGAUUUCGCAGAAGCGUGAGAGGGAUGCUGCUGAAGGUUUGAAGUGGCUACUGUCUGAGUGA
This is a messenger RNA of Fusarium poae, 924 nucleotides long. RefSeq lists its product as uncharacterized. Gene Ontology annotation, molecular function: hydrolase activity. Bases 1 to 924 code for a protein of 307 amino acids. Lineage: Eukaryota; Fungi; Ascomycota; Sordariomycetes; Hypocreales; Nectriaceae. The transcript is spliced from 3 exons. The record is from RefSeq and is a predicted model, not a curated record.